AUGGCCCCGCGGCAACCUAGCCCCGCUUCGUAUAUUUACUAUGAAAAAGUGCACCCAACUGGUUCACAAUUGACGUCAUCAAAGCCGUUGAUGAGGAACUGGACAGAAGAAGAGGCGAGUAAGAGAGACAACAUUGAAUACCAACAUGGACGAGGAACAGGCUUGAUUGACGACGACAUAUCUGCUAACCACAGAAGGGAGGUGAUCCACACACCUGACGUUCCUCCAAGAUCAAAGAGGAAGCAAAGUAAAAGAGCUAAAGCUUCAGGUUCUAGCAUGAAAACGCCGAGUUCAAUGGAUGAUUCAAGAAUGGAGGUCAUGGUUGAGCAGAUUCUGAUUAAACCGACCAAUCACAUAGACACAUCAAUAAGCAAACAUAUGGACAAAUUUGCAGACGUAUCUGCUCAGAAAGUCCUAAAAAUGCUUAACGCGAAAGGAGUUGCGUACAGGGCAGGCAAGGCUGAUAUGUCUGAUGACGAAGAUCAGGAGGUGGAAGACAAAAAAGAAGGAGCGGCCUCCACACCUAGCCAUGGCGGCCUUCCGCCUAAAGAUUUCAUGGACAAUGACGACAUCAAGUCAGACGGCACUGCAUCAUUUUUGAAUUCAGUUAAGGAUCAACAUGACGAUGAAUUGGAAGAUGCAAGUAAGAAGAGUGAGCCGAUGGAUGAUUCGAACUUCGUGACACCCACCGACAAGAAGAAGACUGCUAAUGCUGGGUACACGACACCAGCGCCUAAGCACGGAGACACCCCUGAAGUACCCAUAAUCAUCGACGACAAGGCUACACCUGAAUCGUCCUGCUCGGCAACUAUUGAUUUAACUCUUCCAGAUGCAUUAGAAGAAUUUGAUAGCUUGAACACGAUCUGCCGGAAAGCGAUAGAAAGUGGGAAGAAGGAGGAGAAAAAAGAUGAUGUAUGUGGCAAAAAGGAGGAGAAAAAGGAAGAUGUCUCUGGGAAGCGCAAACGCAAAGCUCCUCGCAAAUUAAGUUCCCCAAGCAUUGUGAUGACCGAGAACUGUCCUAAACGGUUUCCACGCGCAGUCAGAAAAGGUCCUGAUGCUUUGUUCAACAACGAAUAUGCCACGGACGGAUCAAAUCCGCUGACACCGGAGAUAAUUGACGCGGCUGCCGAAAGUAAGACUGUGUACGAGAAUGCAGACGGGGCUGUGGCGAGGGCUGAAUUUCUUAAACCUAUCCUUGACCGUGGAUGGCUGUGCGGCACUGUCAUUGAGUGUUACUUGGCUGAGCUGAGAUUAAAAUUGAAGGAUAGGACAAUAUGCCCUGCAUGGAGGGCAAAUUCUAUAGUCGAAAAUCGACCGAGAAGGCAGCGAUGGAAAAAGAAAAACCUUGACACGACGGAUAUUGCAGAAAUGUCAAGUUGCUACGAAAGAUGCGAGCUGGAAUAUUUUGGCACUAACAAGGCUUAUUUCUCGGUUAACAUUUCCAAAUGCCACUGGUUCACCGUCGUCAUGCACAGUGACAAGAAGGAAUUUCAGGUGCUAGACUCGUUAUGGCGCCUUGAGCAGAGCAAGGAUUUUGUGGAAAAGCUGAGAGAAGAAAUCUUGAAGGACGUCGAGUUUGCGAACAAUGAGAUAUCAACAAAGAAGUAUCCAGACGUUUCGAAAUGGGAAAUUAAAAGAUACCCAAUACCUAUGCAAAGUGAUACGAACUCAUGUGGACUGUUCCUGUUAGCAUGUAUGGAGCACUGGGAUGGAGAUGAACUAACGGCCGAAUUUUCGCAGGAAACGAUAAACAAGAACAGGAAUAUGACUGCCGCCAAAAUUAUAAUGGCAGAAUCAAACAUGCACGAGAAGGCGAAGAAGGAUGUCCUUGACAUCGCGGCGAAAGCACGUGCGUAA
Molecule: messenger RNA, 1857 nt
Organism: Lolium perenne
Lineage: Eukaryota; Viridiplantae; Streptophyta; Magnoliopsida; Poales; Poaceae
Source: RefSeq, a predicted model, not a curated record